Carcharodon carcharias (great white shark) is the source of this 1948-nucleotide messenger RNA. RefSeq names its product integral membrane protein 2A-like. Gene Ontology annotation, molecular function: amyloid-beta binding. NCBI's taxonomy places the organism in Eukaryota, Metazoa, Chordata, Chondrichthyes, Lamniformes, Lamnidae. Gene Ontology annotation, cellular component: extracellular exosome; plasma membrane; Golgi apparatus. Gene Ontology annotation, biological process: negative regulation of amyloid precursor protein biosynthetic process. Bases 216 to 980 code for a protein of 254 amino acids. The transcript has 6 exons. The record is from RefSeq and is a predicted model, not a curated record.
GAAAGGAUUUUGCGUCACAGGUGGGAGGGUAGUGUCUACGCGCGACAGAGUGAGUGAGUGAGUUUGCGCAGCAGAUCGGGAUCUAGAGCAGCCUUUAGACAGAGUGCGUCACAGGGGCCCAGAGUCGGAGCGAUACCGGACACACAGUCGAUCUCAGCGUCCAUCGCCCCGGGACACAGAGGCAAACUCGCAACCGUACCUACCCCAAGGCGGACAUGGUCAAGAUCGGAUUCAACUCGCCCGCCGCCCCGAAGGAUGGGAAAAGGGUUCUUUUGGUCCCCGAGCCGGAUCCGGAAGCUGCUGCAGUGGAUGGAGGAGAGAACUCCACAGGAAGAUGUUUAUUUACGCUUCUAGGUCUGGCUUUCAUACUAUCUGGAUUGAUAAUCGGAGGAGCCUGUCUGUAUCGAUUCAUUGUGCCAAAGAACAAAGUGUUCCAUGGUCGAAUGCAAUACUUGGAUUCUAAUAUCCUGUCAGGUGCCCCAGAAACAAAGGCUCCUUACUUCCUUGCUACAGAAGAUGUGCAGUUCUUAGGAGAUGGCGGGAAUGUGGCAAUGAUUGAUGUCCCAGUUCCAGAAUUUGAUGAUGCUGACCCAGCAGUCAUUAUUCAUGAUUUUGAAUUGAUCCUGACUGCUUAUCUUGAUCUGAAAUUGGAUAACUGUUAUGUGAUUGCAUUGAAUACUUCUGUUGUCAUGCCACCCCGCAACUUACUGGAGCUGUUCAUGAGGCUUGCGACAGGUGACUACUUGCCUCAGACCUACCUUGUUCAUGAAGAUCUGAUGGUGACUGAGCGCAUUGACAAUGUUGACCAACUGGGUUAUUUCAUCUACCGUCUCUGUUCAGGGAAAAAGACCUACAGAUUGCAGCAUAGAACUACACUGAAAGGCAUCCAGAAACGCUCAACAGAAAACUGUCACAGAAUCAAGCACUUUGCAAAUAACUUUGUCGUUGAUACCUUGAUUUGUGAACCAUAUGGAGUAUAAAUAAGAGGGAUGCUGUUUUUACCCAGCUGACUGUAGAAGCUUUCCACGUGCUGUCCACGUAACCUAUAAGUAAUGUGUGACAAUCAAAAGCCUUAUUAGCUUUGCUUUGCAGUCUGUAUUCCAGUGCAAAUACUGUUGCUUCACUAAAAGGCUUUCCAAAUGCGGCUUCUGUUUGCACUGUUUAUUCAAUAGAUUUAUCAACAUCUGUUCUUACAAAUUUGCAAUGUAGUUUUUAUUCUUGAUGUGUUCACACUGCUUAAAGGAAAUUAAGUAACAUACUGAUGUCAGGGAAUGGAAAGUCAAUUUAUCUUUAUGGCAAUGCCUUUCCUAAUGUACUUUUAAGGAUUGGCAUUUACCAGCUUAGCAAGAUUAGAACUUGUGCAGCUACUGUAUUGAGGUUAUCAAUUUUGUAAUGUAAACAUUUGAAAGUGUGAUCUACCUUGUUUUUGUGAUAUAUCAUGGAGUAGUUUGAUGUUUGCACAUAAUCGUAUAACAAUAUUGCAUAAUAGUGGAGAAUCCACUCAAAAAAAAAAUUCAGUGAUUUUAGAUACUUAUCAGCUGUGGUUAUUUCUAAUGUUUACAAUUUAAUAAGUAAAUUCUGUACCCUAAAUGUUUUUAGGGCUCCACUCUGGUUUCAUCUGAUUUGGCACAAAGAGAAAUUUGGAACAGAGUUCAAAUUUGAUAAUACCUGUCUAGUUUCUUCAGCAAAUUUAUUGAACAAGGGACUAUCUAAUGGCAUAUUUAAUGUCGUCUUCAGUAUUGUAACCUUUAUUAAAUGUCUUUUAAAAUUAUUGCAGCCUAUUGUUUUACUGUUCCAUGUUAACCAGAAAAAUUGGUGUAUCCAAAUGCAGUUGUGUUAGUUCUGUGAUGUGCACUGUAAAAUGCUAUCCCUUUGGAAUUGCACAGCAUAAGCACUGGAUGUAACUUUCAAGAGUGGAAAAACUUGUUCAUUAAAGUUCUGCCCCAGA